This is a messenger RNA of Nymphaea colorata (pocket water lily), 727 nucleotides long. Its product is annotated as putative RING-H2 finger protein ATL21A. The annotation marks the transcript as partial. Lineage: Eukaryota; Viridiplantae; Streptophyta; Magnoliopsida; Nymphaeales; Nymphaeaceae. The transcript has a single exon. Gene Ontology annotation, molecular function: polysaccharide binding. The record is from RefSeq and is a predicted model, not a curated record.
AUGAAUACAACAAUAGCAUGGCAGAUUCUUCUCAUGCUUGCUUUGUUAUCAGAAGCUGCCGCAGAUGCUACUGUCGGCGACUUUUUUGCAGAGUGCCCAAUUGCCCAUUGCAGAGAAGGGGGGCCUGAGAUCAGGUAUCCCUUCAGGAAGGUGAACCAACAAUCCAUCUGCGGCGUCCCUGGGUUUGAGAUCAGAUGUACUGCAGACAACAGGACUGUCAUCAAUCUACCCUACGAAGGCGACUUUUAUGUGCAGUCAAUCGACUAUAGACACAACCAACUGCAGAUUAGCGACCCACAAGGAUGCCUGAUCAACCGAACCAUCAUCCCCUUCAAUCUCUCCUCUUCUCCGUUUCGCCGAUACUACGAAAUUUCAAACUUUUCACUUUUCAACUGCAGUUCCGCUGAUGCCUCCUCAAUUCAGGGUUACCUUAACACCAGCGCUUCCUUCCUUGUCGAUUGCUUGAGCACAUUUGAAUCAGCUCACAUCUAUGCGGUCAAUUCUGAUGAGUCCCUCGCCACCGAGCCUCCUUUUUGUAACAGGCUGGAAACGACGGCCAGCCUCGACUCUCCUAGCUAUUCCACUUACGAUUUAAAUUUUACAACGUUCUUGAUACUGAGAUGGGAGCUUCCUUUCGACUGCAGUUCCUGCAAAGGGGGUCAGCUGUGCGGCCGCAACCUCACAACCAACGCGACGGCCUGUCUCAAGCCUCCCCACCUUAACCAAG